UAGCGCAGUCACAUCUGUUGCACCUAAAUAUACCGCUGUCCGAGAGAUACCUGAAUAUAUUGACAUUUGACGGUGUUCCGUAGUCGUGCAUCGGUCGUACGUACGUCGUAUGUCGGUCUGAACGUUGCGUACUCUACGAGAACAAAUAAAAAAUAAAUAAAUAAUAAAACAAUGGCAGAGGACGAGCUGAACGACGAGGGGUGCGACAUAAACACCAAGUUCGGGUUGCGUUUACGCGGACGGAAGGGUGCGCUCAAGAAGAAGAACGUCUACAACAUCAAAGACCACCGAUUCAUACCCAGAUUCUUUAAGCAGCCGACGUUCUGCUCGCACUGCAAAGAUUUUAUCUGGGGGUUCGGAAAACAAGGGUAUCAAUGUCAAGUUUGCAGUUUCGUGGUGCAUAAAAGGUGUCACGAGUAUGUUACGUUCACGUGUCCCGGCGUCGACAAAGGAGCUGACUCAGAUGACACGAGAACAAGACAUAAUUUUAAGGUGCACACAUACUCAUCUCCUACAUUUUGUGACCAUUGCGGCUCACUACUUUACGGGGUCAUACACCAGGGAAUGAAGUGUACAGCAUGUGACAUGAAUGUUCACAAACGAUGUGAAGAAAGCGUUCCUAAUUUAUGCGGUUGUGAUCACACUGAACGUAGGGGAAGAAUCCAGUUGAAGAUUAAUUGUACAGGCAAUAAACUCACCAUUGAAGUUAGACAAGGUCGGAAUUUAAUUCCCAUGGACCCGAACGGUUUAAGCGACCCUUACGUAAAGCUCAAGUUAAUUCCAGAUUCGGACAACGUGAAAAGAAAAACAAAAACCAUCAAGGCCUGUCUGAAUCCCGUAUGGAACGAAACAAUAGUUUUCGACCUGAAGCCAGAGGACAAAGAUCGUCGAUUGCUGAUCGAGGUGUGGGAUUGGGACAGAACAUCCAGGAACGAUUUCAUGGGCUCCCUGUCGUUCGGCAUUUCGGAAAUCCUGAAGGCUCAAGCCGACGGUUGGUUCAAGUUGCUCACGCAGGAAGAGGGUGAAUUUUACAACGUACCGGUGCCGGAGGAAGGGGUCGAUUUGGUUGCCAUUCGGUCUCAAGUCAGGAAACCGUCGAUUCCGAAGCCGAGUGUUACGGCAGCCAAUAAAGAUGUUCCGCAUAAUAUGGGGAAGAAGGAUAUUAUUAGGGCUAGUGAUUUUAAUUUCUUGAUGGUUCUGGGUAAAGGUUCUUUCGGAAAGGUGAUGUUAGCUGAAAGAAAAGGAACGGAUGAGUUGUACGCCAUAAAAAUCCUGAAGAAGGAUAUAAUAAUCCAGGACGACGAUGUAGAGUGCACUAUGGUAGAAAAACGAGUUUUAGCUUUAUCCAGUAAACCACCAUUUUUGGUGCAAUUACAUUCCUGUUUCCAAACUAUGGAUCGUUUGUAUUUUGUAAUGGAAUACGUGAAUGGUGGAGAUUUGAUGUUCCAAAUACAACAGUGUGGUAAAUUCAAGGAACCCGUCGCAGUAUUUUAUUCGGCGGAAAUAGCAAUCGGAUUGUUCUUCUUACAUAGCAGGGGAAUCGUGUACAGAGACUUAAAACUUGACAACGUACUUCUUGACCAGGACGGUCAUAUAAAGAUCGCCGAUUUUGGCAUGUGCAAAGAAGGAAUAACUGGCGACAAAACUACUAAAACAUUCUGUGGUACUCCAGACUACAUUGCUCCAGAGAUUAUUUUAUACCAACCAUAUGGCAAAUCAGUGGAUUGGUGGGCUUAUGGUGUUUUACUCUACGAAAUGUUAAUUGGUCAACCACCUUUCGACGGCGAAGACGAGGAGGAGCUUUUCGCAGCAAUCACAGACCACAACGUCAGUUAUCCCAAGGGAUUGUCCAAGGAGGCAAAAGACGUCUGCAAAGGAUUGUUGACGAAGAACCCGAACAAAAGAUUGGGCUGCAGCUCCCACGGCGAAGUUGAUGUAAGAGGGCACGCCUUCUUCCGACGGAUAGAUUGGGAUAAAAUCGAAAACAGAGAGGUGCAACCUCCGUUCAAACCGAAAAUUAAACAUCGCAAGGACGUCAGUAACUUCGACAAACAAUUUACGUCGGAGAAGACGGAUUUGACGCCGACGGAUAAGCUAUUCAUGAUGAACCUGGAUCAGACGGAAUUCAUGGGAUUCUCGUUUCUCAAUCCGGAAUUCGUGCAACAUGUGUAAACUGGUACUUAAGUAUUCGAAAAUUUUUAAAAUUAAUGUGUAAUUCAGUCCUUUAAUAUAAGCACAAUUUAAAAAAAAAGUGUGUAUAAAAAUGUUCGCUCGACUAAGAGAGUUUUACAGUUAAAGCCUUUCCAGUUGACCCAAACUGCAUAUCACAGUUUAACUGUAAAAUUAUCUGUUUAAUAAUAAUUACGUAUUAAUAUUAUUAAAAAUAAUAUCAAACAUAUCUUAACGAAUACUCGUAUGUAAGGUGUGUGUUAUUUGUUACACGGAACGUUUUGGCCAGACUAUAAUUAAUGGUCCAGUUUUUGAGAUACGAAAUACUUUUUCCUUUUUCUAAAAGUUCUAUUUACUUUCUCUGUGUUCUUUGUGCUUGUUUUACCAACCAUAGAAAUAGCCUGUAGUACUAGCCCCCUGAAAACAUCUAUACGAACUCCUACAAGCUGUUAAAGUAAAUGAACAAUGAAGAUUUAUUGAUGUUGAUUAAUUUAGAAUAGGAUACACUCUAUAAAGAGUGUUCAUUUAGAAUUGCUACGCAAACAUUCCAUAACUGCAAGUGUGUUAUUUUAAUUGUUAAUGAUUAGUAGUAGCAAUAACAUUCCAUAGAUUUUAGAAUUUUUAUGCAUCGGCUGAAUUGCAUGUUAAUUUAAUUGUAUAGAAUUGAUCUCAUUGCGUAUUUCAAUGUUCAACAGUUUACAACUCUUAGGUCCAAAAUAUUCCUUCCAUAUAACUUAAGACUUUGACAAAUCAAAAUGUUAAAUCCAGUUCGAUCAACUUUGUAAUUUCAGAUGAACCUAACAAUUGCUGUAAAUCUUUUUGAUGUGCAACAUUUGAAUAUGCAAUGAGAAGCAAUACAAAAAAGUUUAGAUAUUUGAUAUUGCCUCUACCUUUGACGACUGUUGCACUACAAUUUUAAUUGUAAUCAUAAGGUAGUUGUUCACGUAUCUUUCUUACAGUUCUUCCAAAGUCAUUCAAUUGACGUGAUUAAUAUGUGUUAACUUUAUAUGCAUUUAAAAUAUUUAAAAGUAAUUUGAACGCUCAUUUCACAUUACUCCAACAAGUACAAUCGUCAUACUCACAUACACAGGAAAAACUACAGGUAAAUUAAUAACAAAAUGGAACAGUUUGUUUUACUGCGUAUUAAAGUAAUGUAAUGAGCGUGAACAUUUUCCCCAAGUGAGUGAUAAAAUUUGAUGUCAAUCAACCAAAUGACACUGUAUUAAUGUCGCAUCAAUCUUAAAGUCCACAUAGAUGUAAACAUAGUAUUUUGAUACCUGUUAUAGCUAGUAAUUUAAUUACAAAGUGCCAACAAAUUAUUUUGCAUAUUCACAUUUAUGAAAUGUGAAUAUACAAAUCUAAAUUAAUAUAAAGAUGCCGCGAGAUUUUUUGGACACGUAUAAAUCGACAUAAAAAAGCAAAUCUGGUAACCAGUUAUGAUUUCAAUGUAAAUAACUAUUAGUUACGCGACUGUGUCCAUAAAGUUUUGCAACUGUAAGUUUAAGGCUUGUACAAUCAAGUAUUUCGUGAGAGAAAUACUAUUUUGAGAUUGAGCGACUUUAAUGAUGACGUUCCUCCAAAUACUCGUGUACUCUAGUACUCACUCAUCUUGAUGCAUAUUUUAUAUAGCUGUAGUUAUAUAAAAAUAAUAAUGUAUUAAUAAUGUAAUAUAGGUGUUUCGAUUCAUACUUCUAAUAAUAACUUUUCUAUUUAAAACAAAGAUAAACUAUAUUUUAAUUUGUAUUGUUUAGGGAUCUAUUUAAAAUAUCACACUUUUUAUCUCAGUGAUUAUUUACUAGUAUUAUUUUUAUAUGUCCCUUUGAUUAUUCGAAAAUCUUUGAUAUUUGACACAGGUAUAGAAUUAUAAGGGCUCAAUUGGUUCUACGUCUGUAAAAGUAUGAAGAAAAUUUUCAUUUUAGGGACACAUUUGCUUAUCUGUGCUUAUUUAUGAGUAUUAUUGUAAAUCCUUUAAACCUUUAAUUUGUUAUCGUCAUAGUUUAAGAUUGUUACUAUAAAUACGUUUAUAUUUUAAUCGAAUAAGUUCACGAUAUUACAAUCCGCUGUUAUUAAAUAAAAUACAUCAGUUGUUAACGAAUAUAUUCCGUAAAUUGCACUUCAGUAUUAAUUAUUUGAAUAAACGAAGUAGAUACUAUAGAUUAUUUUUUACAGGACGAUUUAAAAAUUUACCAACAAACUGAUAUCAAAGAAAACUCUGACAAAUCGAAUAGAAAAUACUGGAGUGGAUUUAUAAUUUUAAGUGCAUGCAACAUUCUAGUCAUUUUUCAUAAUUGCUAUCUAGUCUCAAUUAAACAUUACAUGGUCUAAGUGAUCUUUUUGAUAUAAUAUGUUUUAUUGUUAGCAUCUGAAUUGUAUUAUUCUUAUUGUUGUAAUCAUAUUGAAUAUACAUGUAUUGUACAAUAAACUGUACACUAUA
Aethina tumida (small hive beetle) is the source of this 4603-nucleotide messenger RNA. RefSeq names its product protein kinase C, brain isozyme (gene Pkc53E). Gene Ontology annotation, biological process: protein phosphorylation. The transcript has 14 exons. The coding region runs from base 172 to 2172 and encodes 666 amino acids. The record is from RefSeq and is a predicted model, not a curated record. NCBI's taxonomy places the organism in Eukaryota, Metazoa, Arthropoda, Insecta, Coleoptera, Nitidulidae. Gene Ontology annotation, molecular function: zinc ion binding; ATP binding; diacylglycerol-dependent serine/threonine kinase activity.